This is a messenger RNA of Dipodomys ordii (Ord's kangaroo rat), 2252 nucleotides long. It is a transcript of the gene Tgoln2, whose product is annotated as trans-golgi network protein 2. The record is from RefSeq and is a predicted model, not a curated record. Gene Ontology annotation, cellular component: endosome; trans-Golgi network; trans-Golgi network transport vesicle. The transcript is spliced from 5 exons. Lineage: Eukaryota; Metazoa; Chordata; Mammalia; Rodentia; Heteromyidae. Bases 25 to 1083 code for a protein of 352 amino acids.
AACAGUGGAAGGCGGAAGCGCAGAAUGUCCAGGAUGCUGUUCCUGGUGUCGUUGCUCCUGCUCAGUGUCGUCGAGGCUGGAGACCAGGUGCUGUCAGCCACCCACAGUCCAUCUACCAGCCUGCCGGGUACAACCGCCCGGCCCAAGAAUAAUCCUGGGGAAGUGUUACCGACGUUUUCGGCCGUAGGAAGCCCGGGCAAACCGGGGGACCCGCAACCGCCACCGCAGGCUGCGGGCCAAGAAGCCACCCACCCUGAGCCGAAGGCCCAGGAACAAAACUCCGGAAAUGCCAUCAAGAAGCAGCCUGAGACCGAGAUGAGGCUGAAGUCAGCGGAAGGAACAUCCUCUAAGCCUGGGGGAAGAGAGUCUACCAACUCCUCGGGGUCGGAGCUGAAGGCCAGGGAAGGAGUGGAAUCCCGCAACCCUGUAGAGCCAGGGACGAAGUCUGCGGAAGAACACUCUAACCCUGUGAGAACUGAGACGAAGUCUGCGGAAGGAAAGUCGGCCAAGCCCACAGUCACGAAGGAGCAGUCCCCAGAAGGAGUCUCCAACAAGCCUAACUCCAGCCCCUCUGUUAAGGAGACCCCCAAGACUGACGAAAUCCAGCUAGAUGGAGGAGAGACGCCUCCACAGAUUUCCAAAACAGAAUCUGGGGAGACACUGACAGUGGACUCUGAGCUCUCUUCUCGUCAGCAGGAGGGCGAGGAAAAGCCUUCAGAACCCACUGAGGAAGUGGAGCCCAAGGAGACUGAAGGGGAUUCAGAGAUUGCAGAGGGCCCACCUCCCGAUGAAGAGAAAGAAAACGUGCCCGGCCCUGCCUCCAGUGACAACCGUGAAGGGACACUUUUGGAUCCUAUGAGUAAUGGGAAAGAUGACCUUUAUAAGGACAAUCCUGGGAGUGCCCACGCAGAGAGCAGUCAUUUCUUUGCAUAUCUAGUGACCGCUGCCAUUCUUGUGGCUGUGCUCUAUAUUGCCUAUCACAACAAGCGGAAGAUUAUUGCUUUUGCUUUGGAAGGAAAAAGAUCCAAAGUCACUCGUAGGCCAAAGGCUAGUGACUACCAACGUCUGAAUCUAAAGCUUUGAUCUACAUCUUCAAGAACUUUGUCCUCCCUGCUGAUUUGUUUCCAAAUCAAGAGAAAUGAAAAAUACUGUGACCUCCUCUGGGGUUUGGUGGCAAGUCUGGGCUGGCAAAGACAGGGGAUUGAUUGCUUUGGGUUUUGCACCUGUACUUUGGUGAUACUGUGCUCUGUGACCAUUGUACUUUUGUGUUCCCUUGAUGCUGAAGUGUUCCAUUCAUCCUUUCUUCCUCUUGAAUGUGAAUAAGGGAGCAUGUGGAAACACGGCUAUGACCAAAAGGAGACUCCAGCCCUGGGCAGGCUAUACUGCUGACCACCCUCCCUUGGCUUUGGCUCUGUAGUGAAGUUAGCUCUUGACUGUAGCAUUGCACUAUUUAUCUUUGCAGAACUAAGAGAAAACUCUGUAAUCAAAAGUUUUUUCUACUAAGGCCUCUUUUGAAUUGAUACACCCUUUUAGAAGAUGAUGAAAUGCUGAUGGGCAGAGGACUAUUUUGGAUAUGAAAUUUACUUCAAAGAGUUUAAGAGCAAACCAAAAUAGCAGGCUAAAAGUGCUUUAUUGCCUGUAAAUUUAAUUAAUCAAGUAUAGUUCUCUGCAUUUUUCUUUUGUGAGCACAAAACUGAACUUAGGGUUUCUGGGAGUAAAGCCACUGUCCCAUCAGAUUGCUUUAUAAACGUGCUUAUGAUUAUUGAAACAGUGUCUCCUUUCCUACAUUUGUAAUCAGUAGAACUUCCUGAAAAUGGGCAAAUUCAUAUUAUGUGUAAGAAACCAUAUAGGAGGGUUUUAGUCUGUUCCCCCCCCCCAAAGGGCUUUAUAUAACAGGUUUCCCACAAACUUCUUCACCUUUGUUGUCUAAAAUAGAGAAAAUAUUUAUAUUUAGAAACUAAAUGCAUUGUGCACAUUUUACUUUAAUCUGUUUAAUGGUCCUCUCCUCUAAAAUAUUAAGGAUAACUAGUAGAAGUUUUUGUUUUCAUUUUAGGGGUCCUUAAACUUUAAGAAGUCCAGUGGGCUCCCCUGAAGUAACUGAGAGUAGUGUCUUAGACGACACUGUUGUUCAAAGUUUUAUUUCAGUCUGCCUAAAGAGAGGUGAAUCUCAGCUAAUCUCAGGGACAUGCAAAGAAUGUAGGAGGAGGAGGUAAGAUGAACUCUGUUGAGCAGUCUAAAAAAGAGACCAUCCU